Zootermopsis nevadensis is the source of this 1691-nucleotide messenger RNA. NCBI's taxonomy places the organism in Eukaryota, Metazoa, Arthropoda, Insecta, Blattodea, Termopsidae. The record is from RefSeq and is a predicted model, not a curated record.
AGUAAAGUUUUCUCAGUCUUUGGGAAGUGGGCCAUCGGUCUGCAGCCGAGCUGCGAGCGAGGUGGGAUGACGACGCCUGCCGUGACAAAGGAGCAAGCAUGUCUGGCGGUCCGGUCAGGCAGCUCUCCCUGCAUCUGCCGCCUUCUACGGAGUCCCGUGGUCCGCUGAGGAAGCAGCGGUCAGUAGACGCCGACAGGCCUUGGACCUCGGCUGGUUGUAACUCGGGUCUGCGGGUUACUGCGAGCUCCAUCCUGACCGGUGGCCACUUCCCACAGGAAGCCGUCAUCACGAGGUCAACUUCAGGCCGCGGAGCAGUGGCACGCCCUCGUGCGGUCAAAGUGGCGUGGACCGACCACCGGCAGGAAGACAGCGAGAAUGUGGAAGUGGUAGUCAAGCGCUGCACGGGUCAGCCCAGGCCCGUCACCUGCAAACCCCACCUGCCGUCCAUCGGCUGCGACAAGGACACAAUUCUGUACACUCGCCAGCAACUCGCCGAGCGGCUAAGGCGAGCUUGGCUGGAACGGGAGCACAGCGGCCGAAGUCUGGACAUCUUCCUCGCCCACAGCAACCUGGAAUCGAAAGAGGAAGAGGAGGAGGACUCUUCAGCUGACACGAAACAGUCACCCUCACGUGUAGCUGAAGACAGAUCCCUAUCGGCAUCCAGAAACAGCGUUCGAUAUUCCAAAUGUGCAAAGAAGAACGCCUUUCCUUGUGCUCAAAAUAAUCUAAACAGUACCUUGUAUAUUUCAAAUGCUGUUGGGGUUUCAAAGAACACGCCCCUCAAGAAGAACAGUGCAGCAUUCCUAAGAACCAGCCUCUCUGCCCAACAAUGUGGGACAGGUGUUGGAAAAGGCGAAGGCGACGUGCUUCUGGCCAGAGCACCAGACGAGCAGGAACCAGUCGGUGCCCAUAACGCUGCAGGAGACACCCCGCAGAUUGAAGUGCAAGGCCUGCGUAGUUCGGGACUGGCUACAAUUGAGAUCACUUCCUCCAGUGCUUUUCGAAACGCGGACACCGCGGUUUCUUCAAAUGGCAAGGUCCAGAAUCACAAAAAUGUCGAAGUAAACAAAUCAGAAGUAAAUCCUAGUAACGAAUCCGCUGCAAGUUCUGACAAACGAAAUGUUGAAACUUUAGCACGAGACGUACCUCGGGCGAUUAAUUCCCAUUCGAGUUCACGCCUUUGUGACGCAGCAGAGGAACGCGAUCGCGGCACUGAAGCCGUCGAAGUUUUUUCUCCACGUGGGAAAGGGUCGUUUUCGGCGGAUUCCGUGAGGCCUGGCGAGGCCUCUGGAAAUCAGCGCACGGAAGAUGAGCAAGAACGCGACGUCAGAGCUAAUCGAGAAGAAACAAAGCAAAGCAAUGAAGUCUGUGUUGUGGCUGUCAGCGACAAAGAAAGCUGCAAACUUGUUCAGCCACCACGAGCCAGAGUUACGAGCACCGCUGACGUCACGCCCGCAACCGCACGCCGGGUUAACUAUCGCAACAGCCUUAAUAACACGAUUACCGGCAGUUUCUCAUCUGACAUUCCGCCGUCCACCAAGGUGUGUUCGUCCGCACCGGGUGUGUUCGUCCCUACCGGCUGCCGCAGUCACGAGGUCACCAGCAACCCGCGCCUUGUCGGCGACACCCGGAAGAAGCAUUCUGGUGCAGAGGAACAAGAGGCCUCCACUGCAGAGGGGCGUCGGUGUUGA